AUGUCCAGAUUGAUUGAUGUCACCAUCUUAACGACUAUGCCAUUCACUCCAUUAGCAGAUUGGCUGGAUUCAAUUGAGAGCCUGGGAGGUGGCGUCCGCGCUUCAACAAAGUGCCGUCGCCCUUUGAGGCGCGCAAAGUGUCUCUAUAAAGGCCUACAGAGAAAGGUCUGUUUGCGACACCCCACAUCACUUCCCAAUCAUUUCAAAAACCACAUGUCUAUCGCUAUUCGCGACCGGACUAUCAUUAGCCGUCACAUUGCCCCAGCUGUCCAGAGUUUGCAAAAUGCGGGUACUUUGAUAGACAGUGCAGCGAGAGAGAAGAAACCAAGCAAAACCAAAGACUUCGCACGGAAGGUCCUCCAUGGUACUAAUCAAAUCAUGCCCGUUGUUGAAGGAGUCGCCGAGCUCCAUCCCGUGGCGAAGGCAGUGGUAAUGGUCUUCAAGGCUGUUUUCGCAUCUUCCCAUGGUUUGUCGCUGAUUUACGGCCCAAAAAAGUCUAUCACCAAAUUAGAGACAGAUAAAAUGGAGAACGAUGACCGGAUUGCAGUGGCCAUGACCCUUUUCACCUUGCAACAUUUGAGCAAACUCUCGUUCAUGCCCGAGGACCUUGAACUUGCGCUGGGCGAAGCCUUCGGCAAACUUGAAAAAUAAUCAAUAGUUUUAGUAACCAAAACCAUGCAUUUCUUUCUUGUUGCAGAUCACUGAUGCCUGCGGCGACCACAGGGAAUUUUUCCAGGUGCGUAUGUUGUGCGCCUUAACCUCCCUCGGGCAUCUCAAAUUAUGCCUUCAGCGUCUACUACGCCCACAAGCAAAGCACAUUCCGCGUCGUGCGCUCUGGGGAGUUCAAGGAGAAAUUGACCGGUUUCAUGCAAGAUUUUACCUAGAUCAGAAGACACUUCCUCGAAAUCGUGCAUAUAUAAUCUGCGAACAGCAUCGAUUCCAUGAAUAUCAAUAUUCAACGGAUUAUCGAAACUCUAGGCAGAGACGGUGCUAGGGAAGCUGCGGCUACCCGUGUGGUUGAGAGCAGAGGUGGCUUCGAGGCGCUAUACAUGAAGAUCUCAGCGAGAUGCUGGGGAGUAACAAAUCCAAUUUCGAAAAGAAAAUACAUGGCGCUACCUUUCAGAUCAAGGAGGCAGUGGAAAGCUCAAAGGAUGCUAUUCUGCGCCAGCUGAAUGAAGGACCACAUGAAGCCCUCGACGACGAAGAUAUCAAAGUUAUUUGGAGCGAAUCGGUGCGCAUCUCAUUCCGCAAAGCAAUCAGAACUUCAGGCCUAUAUCCAUUCAACAGAAAUGGAGAAACAGCGUCAAGUGGCAUGUAUUUAUUGAUGCGAUACAUGACCGAUUCUCUCAAAAGUUUGGAGAGCACCUUCGCGAGAACGAGGACUAUUACCAAGAUCAGUGGAUGCUUAUGGUCCUGUCAAAGGUCGUGUGUAUAUCAAUUUCAUUCAGCUCUAGUUAAUUGAAAUCCACCAACACUUUCCAACAAUACAUAGUCCACUAUGCACUGGGAGAAGCCAUUGACGAGGAUGGCAGUGGUUUUGUAUCCGUACACGAAAUGAACCAUUUUUUGAAUCG
This is a messenger RNA of Heterobasidion irregulare TC 32-1, 1574 nucleotides long. RefSeq lists its product as uncharacterized. The record is from RefSeq and is a predicted model, not a curated record. The coding region runs from base 1 to 651 and encodes 216 amino acids. The transcript has 10 exons. NCBI's taxonomy places the organism in Eukaryota, Fungi, Basidiomycota, Agaricomycetes, Russulales, Bondarzewiaceae.